Cuscuta campestris is the source of this 919-nucleotide messenger RNA. The record is from the annotation of a GenBank genome assembly. Lineage: Eukaryota; Viridiplantae; Streptophyta; Magnoliopsida; Solanales; Convolvulaceae.
CUAUGUUCCUUUCCAUUCUUCUUCUGGGCAAACAACGAUGCAGCAGCCUAUGAAUCCAAUAACGACCCAGUACAAUGCUUCGCCUAGUGGUGGGGCCUCAGCAUCAGUUUUAGGCCCACCUCAUCAUAUGCACCAGCCGGCUCCUUUCCCACCCUCUCAUGAUGAUCAGCAGCCUUUGUUGUCGUUUACACCUCCUGGUUAUGAUAACUACCAUUCUUCCAAUUCUAGACUUACAGAUGAUGUAGAUACACGUCAGAGGAAAGAAAAAAGAAGAAAUUAUCAAUGGAUAGGAAGGGGAAUGAUGAUUCCACGGAAAGUGAAGCCGAUGAUGAUAUCGACCAACCUAAUGAAAUAGAAGGUGGACGACAUGGCUUUGAAGACAGCAAUGCAACAAAUGCGGAAGAGAAUAACAAUGAUAGCUCAGGAAGAAAGAGAAGAAAGAGGGAUGAGGAAUCUAAAGCAGGGGCGGAGGGGGGGGCAUGCCGGGGCACGUGCCCCCCCGGCAAGGCUCCGGCGAUGAGUUGCAUUAGAGUGGCGUCGGCGGUUGGAGAGUAUGACAAGCUAUGGAGGAACGAAGGUGCCCCCCGCGCUUGGUGCAGCAGCUGUGGACUGCCUAUUUUCGUCUAUAACUUUUCCUCUUCGUCAAACAGUGUCGUUCUACAUUUUAUUUUAAUAAGGAUAAAACUCUAAACGACGUCGUUGGAAUCUUUGACUUCUUUGCUUCUUGCUAAAUCCCAAAACGCCCAAAUUCAAUCUAGACUCCGCAGUUCAUAGGAGCAGAAAGUAGAGUGUUUGUCAUCUUCCACCUCUAUCUUAAUUCAAUCUCACCACAUGUUUUUUUACUUUAAAACUUUAAUUAUUUAAUUAUUAUGACCUUUAAUUUGUUGUUAUUUGGAAGGGAUAAAUUGUGGUAAUUUAU